Acanthisitta chloris (rifleman) is the source of this 1140-nucleotide messenger RNA. RefSeq names its product dopa decarboxylase (aromatic L-amino acid decarboxylase) (gene DDC). The record is from RefSeq and is a predicted model, not a curated record. The transcript is spliced from 11 exons. The annotation marks the transcript as partial. Lineage: Eukaryota; Metazoa; Chordata; Aves; Passeriformes; Acanthisittidae. Gene Ontology annotation, molecular function: pyridoxal phosphate binding; aromatic-L-amino-acid decarboxylase activity. Gene Ontology annotation, biological process: serotonin biosynthetic process; amino acid metabolic process; catecholamine metabolic process.
AUGGAUGCUGCAGAGUUCCGCAAGAGAGGGAAGGAGAUGGUGGACUAUGUUGCAGAUUACCUGGAGAAGAUAGAUAAAAGACAGGUCUUCCCAGAUGUGGAACCAGGAUACCUAAGGCCCCUCAUCGCGGACUGUGCACCCCAGGAUCCUGAGAGCUUUGACGAUGUCUUUAAAGACAUUGAGAAGAUCAUUAUGCCAGGGGUGACUCACUGGCACAGUCCCUACUUUUUUGCCUACUUCCCUGCAGCUUCUUCUUUCCCAGCUCUUCUUGCAGAUAUGUUGUGUGGUGGAAUAGGGUGUGUGGGCUUCUCAUGGGCUGCAAGUCCAGCUUGCACAGAGUUGGAGACUGUCAUGCUGGAUUGGCUAGGGAAGAUGGUUAAUUUGCCCGAAGAGUUUUUAGCUGGGAAGGAUGGCCAAGGUGGAGGAGUCAUUCAGGGAAGUGCAAGUGAGGCCACUCUGAUUGCACUGCUUGCUGCAAGAACAAAAACUAUCAAACGGGUGCAGUCAGAAAAGCCUGAGCUAACAGAAGCAGAGAUCAUGGGCAGACUGGUGGCUUAUGCUUCCGAUCAGGCUCACUCAUCUGUGGAAAGGGCUGCAUUGAUUGGUGCUGUGAAAAUUAAAAAUGUUCCUUCAGAUGAUACAUUUAGUGUUUGUGGUUCAGCCCUGAAGAAAGUUCUGGAUGAAGACAAAGCUGCGGGUCUUAUACCAUUCUUUUUCUGUGCAACACUUGGAACCACACCUUGCUGCUCCUUUGACAAACUCUUAGAACUGGGUCCUAUUUGUAAUAAGGAAAGUAUCUGGAUGCAUAUUGAUGCAGCCUAUGCUGGGAGUGCCUUCAUCUGCCCUGAAUUUAGGCAUCUUUUAAAUGGAGUGGAGUUUGCAGAUUCAUUUAACUUUAAUCCUCACAAAUGGCUCCUAGUGAAUUUUGACUGCUCUGCUAUGUGGGUGAAAAAAAGAUCAGAUUUAAUAGGUGCCUUUAAAUUAGAGCCUCUUUACCUGCAGCAUCACCAUCAGGAGUCUGGUCUUGUAACAGAUUAUCGGCACUGGCAAAUCCCCCUGGGCAGGAGGUUCCGCUCCCUGAAGCUUUGGUUUGUGCUGAGGAUGUAUGGGGUCAAAGGGCUGCAGGAGCACAUCCGCAAG